Oncorhynchus tshawytscha (Chinook salmon) is the source of this 12331-nucleotide messenger RNA. RefSeq names its product unconventional myosin-IXb-like. Gene Ontology annotation, biological process: intracellular signal transduction. The record is from RefSeq and is a predicted model, not a curated record. The coding region runs from base 461 to 6901 and encodes 2146 amino acids. Gene Ontology annotation, cellular component: myosin complex. The transcript is spliced from 44 exons. Gene Ontology annotation, molecular function: microfilament motor activity; ATP binding; protein binding. Lineage: Eukaryota; Metazoa; Chordata; Actinopteri; Salmoniformes; Salmonidae.
UAGCUGGCUAGCAGUUAUUAGUCAGCUCGAAAAGCCAGCCAGUAGGUUUGAAAAGGAUGUACAAUUCAACGUAUUUUACUACAAGACAGGUUUUAAUAUUCGGGUAAGAUAGCAAUAGCAAACAGGUACACCACCUUGUAGAUACAUACCUUUGCGGGUUGCUUAUGUUUUUGACUGUUAGCUAAUUUAAUUGCGUAAUUUUACUGCUUGAUUCUGAACGACAACGUCAUUAGCUAACAGGCUAACGUUAGCUGAAUGUAUUUGGUUAGCCAGUCUUGAUUUAAUCAACAAGGGAACUACAAAAGCAGCUUUUUAAAUUAUCCGUCAGCUGUAUGCGGGAAACACAAUAAGGAAAGGAGUCAUCUUAGACGAUGAGAAAAACAACUGAACAAGGUGCUGGGUGGUGAGAGAACAGAAGGCAGUGUGGACGGCAUGCUGAGGCGACUACACCUGCCCCAGAAUGAGUGUCAAUGAUGGCGAAGGCGGAGCAGCUAGCAAAGAUGGGCGGGCCUACAGCCUGCAGGUUUACCCACGGCUCUCAGCGGACUGCCCACCUUGCUGUUCCCUCAAGGUGCCCAAGGAUGCCACGGCUGCCUCUGUCAUCCAGGACGCAGCCUCGGCCCUGGGUGUGGACCCGCAACUCCUCUACGUGCUGGCCGAGGUGAAGGAGUGCGGCGGGGAGGAGUGGGUCCUGGAGUCGGGGGACCUCCCCGUCCAGAGGGUCCUGCUGUGGCCUCGCAAAGCCCAGGAGCAGCACCCCCAGAGCGAGGGCUUCUACUUUGUUCUCCAGGAGAGGAACCGCGACGGCACCAUCCACUAUGUCCACCUUCCCGUCCUCUGCAAGGAGCAGGAGGCACAGAGGUUGGCGGCCAGAGGCUUCCUCCCCCCGCGCCAGGAGGACUUUGAUGACCUGUGCAACCUCCCAGUGCUCAAUGAGAGCAGCAUCCUGGAUAACCUGCGCAACCGCUUCCACAAGAAAAAGAUCUACACCUAUGCCGGGUCUAUCCUCAUUGCCAUCAACCCCUUUAAGUUCCUACCCAUCUACAACCCCAAGUACGUCAAGAUGUACGAGAACCAUCAGCUGGGGAAACUGGAGCCGCACAUCUUUGCCAUCGCGGACGUGGCCUACUACGCCAUGCUAAGAAAGAGGGUAAACCAGUGCAUCGUUAUCUCUGGGGAGAGCGGCUCAGGAAAGACUCAGAGCACCAACUUCCUCAUCCACUGUCUGACUGCCCUCAGCCAGAAGGGCUAUGCCAGUGGAGUGGAGAGGACCAUCCUGGGUGCUGGGCCUGUGCUGGAGGCGUUUGGGAAUGCCAAGACGGCCCACAACAACAACUCCAGCCGUUUUGGGAAGUUCAUCCAGGUCAACUACUUGGAGAGCGGGGUGGUGAGAGGGGCAAUCGUGGAGAAGUAUCUCCUGGAGAAGUCUCGCCUGGUCUCCAGAGAAAAGAAUGAGAGGAACUACCAUGUGUUUUACUAUCUACUGGUGGGAGCGUCCGAGGAGGAGCGCAGGGAGUUCAAACUCCUGCAGCCUGAAGAUUACCUCUACCUCAAGCAGCAAAACUUUAAGAUCGAAGAUGAAGAAGACCUGCGUCAUGAUUUUGAGAGGCUGCAGCAGGCCAUGGAGAUGGUGGGCUUCCUGUCUGCCACUAAGAAACAGAUCUUCUCUGUGCUGUCGGCCAUCUUGUACCUGGGCAACGUGACGUACAGGCAGACGUCUACAGGCCGAGACGAGGGACUGGACGUGGGACCACCGGAAGUCCUGGCUACCCUCUCAGACCUGCUCAAGGUGGAAGAGGAGUUGCUGGUCGAGGCACUAACUAAGAGGAAAACGGUGACAGUCAAUGACAAGCUGAUUCUGCCCUACAGCCACAGUGAGGCCAUCACUGCGAGAGACUCCAUGGCCAAGUCUCUGUACAGUGCACUGUUCAACUGGAUUGUCCUGCGCAUCAAUCAUGCACUGCUCAACAAGAAAGACAUGGAGGAAUCUGUCCCGUGUUUGUCAAUAGGGGUCCUGGACAUAUUUGGCUUUGAGGACUUUGAGACCAACAGCUUUGAGCAGUUCUGUAUCAACUAUGCAAACGAGCAGCUUCAGUAUUACUUCAACCAGCACAUCUUCAAACUUGAGCAGGAGGAGUACCAGGCGGAGGGCAUCACCUGGCACAACAUAGACUACACUGACAACGUGGGCUGCAUCCACCUCAUCAGCAAGAAGCCAACUGGUCUCCUGUACCUACUGGACGAGGAGAGCAACUUCCCCCAUGCCACUGAUAAGACCCUGCUGGCCAAGUUUAAGCAGCAGCACCAGGACAAUAAGUACUUUGUGCCCACGCCUGUGAUGGAGCCUGCCUUUGUCAUCCACCACUUUGCUGGGAAAGUCAAAUACCAGAUCAAGGACUUCCGGGAGAAGAAUACGGACCACAUGCGUCCAGACAUUGUGGCUCUACUGCGCAGCAGUGACCGGGCCUACGUGCGUCAGCUGAUCGGGAUGGACCCUGUGGCCAUGUUCCGCUGGGGCAUCCUGCGAGCCACCAUCAGGGGGAUGGCUGCCUUCAACGAGGCUGGACGCCGCUGGGCCGCCAAGACCGCAGGUGUGCAGCGCCCCACUUCCAGGACUCCUUUGGGGGAGCUGCAGAGGUCCAAUACGCCUGUAGAAAGGAUGUACCGACGGGCUUCUAUGCUCGAUUUCUACUUUGAUCACUCUGACGAGCGCCCACUAGAGGCCUUCGAAGACAUCUUUGCUAGCUAUGAGAGUAAGAAGGACAUGCAUGCCCAGAUAAUCAGCUCCAUUAAGGACUUGCAGCUGGAUGGUGAGGACCCUCGCAAGCUGCUGCAGUCCUGGGGUCGCCUGCGGUUCCCUCGACACCUCCUUCAGAAAAACAAGAACGCGAAGCAGAAACAGAUCAUACCCAAGAGCCUGCUGGACUCUCGCUCCCUGAAGUUCAUCGUCGGUCGGACCAUCCACGACCGCUCCACCAAGUCUCUGCAUCACCUCAACAAGAAGAAGAAGACCCCCAGCAUCAGCGCUCAGUUCCAGAGCUCUCUGACAAAGCUGCUGGAGAAUCUGGGCAGAGCAGAGCCCUUCUUCGUCCGCUGUAUUCGCUCCAACUCUGAGAAGAAGGAGAUGUGUCUGAAUGAGACCCUGGUGCUGCAGCAGCUGCGCUACACAGGCAUGCUGGAGACUGUUCGCAUCCGAAGGUCUGGCUAUGGAGCCAAGUACACCUUCCAGGAAUUCAUCGAGCAAUUCCGAGUGCUGCUGCCCAAAAACGCCACACCCUCCAAGCCAGAGGACAUCUCAGCCUUGUUCCAGAGGAUGAAUCUAGACCACACCACCUACCAGAUAGGCAAAACCAAGGUUUACCUGAAGGAACUAGAGCGUCAGCAGCUGCAGGACACGCUGCACAAGGACGUGAUGCGUAAGAUCAUCUUCCUGCAGCUCUGGUUCAGGGCGCGCCUGGAGAGGAGGUACUUCUUGGAGAUGAGACAGGCGGCCAUCUUGAUCCAGCGUGCAUGGCGUAGGCAACACAAGGAGAGACAGCGUCAGGCGGCCACGCUGAUUCAGGCCGUUUGGAGGGGCUCUAGACAGAGAUCACAGUACCUCCGCAGGCGGACCAGCAUCAAGAAGAUACAGGCUCUGGCCAGAGGACACUCAGCACGGAGGAGGUGCCAUUCAAUACGGGAGGACAGGAGGAAAAAGGAGGAUGAGGAAGAAGAGGCCAGGAGGAAAGAAGCUGCAGCUAGGCUAGUGAGAGAGGCAGAGGAGGCAACCCGACUGGAAAUGGAUGCAGAGGAAGAGGCGUUCAGGAGAAAGAAAGAGGCAGAGUGGGAGUCCGCGGAGAGGAGGGCGAGGGAGAAUGAAGAGGCAAGGCUGAGGCAGGCAGAAAGCGUCAAUGAGGAACCUGAGACACAGGAGGAACUAGAGGCACAGGUGGUAGCUGAAAGGACUCUAGAUGAGAGCCGGCAUUGGGACAAAGUGCCUGUCCAGGACAAGGAGGAGCAGAGGGAGGAAGUGGAAGAUGGAGAAGCUGCAGCUAGUUCACCUUCUGAGAAGGUGGAAAAGGGGAAUGCCUCUGCAGUCUCCCAGCCUGAUAAGGGCAACAGUACACAGGCUGAGGCUGGACCCCAGCUGGAGGAGGAGAGCCAGGCUGUGGAGGAACAGGAGCAAGCCCUCUCUGAGGAGCCCGAGGAGGAGGGGACCACAGAGGCAGCUGCCCCCCACUCACCAGAGAGACGCAAGGGGGCUCAGGCGGCUGCGGAGGCUACCCCCUCUGCAGACCCCCAGUCGGGGCAGAAGAAGCUACGUCCUCCCCCCCUCCACAAGGUCACAGCCUCCAGGAGCCAGGAGAAGAGGGAGCUUCGGCGCCAGCGGGGCCUGGAGCACAGCCAGAGAGAGAGUAAGCGGGUCGCCUCGGCAGCCACCAAGGAGGAGCCAUCCCCUAAGGUCAUAGAUCAGGAGGCAGCCAGCCGAGCCGAGGAAAAGCCAAAAGGCCGGACGGAUAGCAAGGAGAUGGACCAGUACACCUUUGUAGCCUGGAAGAAGGACGACAAGGGGAAGAAGGAAGCCAAAGCCACCACCCCUGCUCCUAUACGCCCCAGCACCUUACCCCUGAACCCCCCUGAGCCAAUGGCUAACAGGAACGGCCAUGAGGUCCUGGGUCCAGGCAACCUGACUCGGUACAGCCAACAGGACGCUAUGAAGGAGAAGGCAGAGAAAUGGAAGGAGGGGAAGAUUGAUCUACAACAACCAGAGAGUACCAGUCCUCCUGAGGCCCACAGCAAGGACAGGAUAAAAAAAUAUUCACAGAGUGUUGGAAACUCGUCAUCUUUUGAUGCUAUGUCCCCUGGAUCGUCUGGUGCUACUUCAAACAGAGAGGUCAGAUCACGUUACCGUAAACGUGCCAAACACAAACGUCGGCUAGCUCGUAGACGCUCGCCUUUUAAGAAAAGUGCGGAAGUGGACUAUUGGACCUGCUUCCCUUUGUCCCCUGUGGGCCCAAGCAGGCCCUUGCACUCAAAGUCCAUGGAUAAGUCUCCUACAGAGGAUGGGUCAAAGGGCAGCAUGAAGAGGAGGACCCAUGACACAUCAGGCCACCAGGACACUGUCCAUACUCAUCCUUCCACCCCAGAGAAACCCUCAGGGUUCCUGAGGAAGAUCCUGAAGAAACGUCCCCAUAAGGAGCCUCAGACCCCUGACGAUGUAGAACUGACCAUGGCCCAGGCCCUGAUUGAACGAGGAGAAGACCCGGCUAGUGGAGGUCGGGCGGUGAGCCGGAACCCCACCAUCAAGAUCAGCCGGGCCACACGGGUCUCAGAGCAGUGGAACGCCUCAUUGGACCGGGAGAUUACCAACGCCAACGAGCUCCGACAUCUGGAUGAGUUCCUGGGGAAUCAGGUGAAUGACUUCCGCUCCAGGGGGAAGCAGUUGUCUGCAACCGAGCACAUCUUUGUCACAGCCACCAUGCAGUUCAGAGAGACCAUCAAGGGAAUGUACUCUCUCCCAAAACCCCACAUUGGCUACAACGGUCUGAUGCGUGGCUACCAGAACAAGGUGAUCAGCCUGGCCGGAGACAAGCAGAAGGGUGAGGUGCAGCUGGUGGUCAACCUCUUUCAGUCUGUCCUGGACGGCUUCAUACGAGGAGAGAUCAAGAAGGAGGAGGCAGAACCAGCUAAGCCUGAUAAAACUCGGAAGAAGAGGCGUAAAAAAUACAAGAGUAUGGAGAACCCUUUGGACCAUGUGUUCAGCACGUACCAGGUUAACAUCAUGCAGUCCUGUGACCAGUGCAGCUCCUAUAUCUGGGGCAUGGAGAAAGCCUGCAUGUGUAGCUAUUGCAAGAUGGUGUGCCACAAGAAGUGCCUCUGCAAAAUUGUCACAGACUGCUCCACGUUUUGUGUCAAAAAGAGUGAUGAGGAGUCUGGAGGCCUGCACUUUGGGGUGCGAGUCUGUCACCUGACCAGCGACAAAAACACUGUUCCCAUGGUGCUGGAGAUAAUGCUGGAGCACGUGGAGAUGAACGGCCUGUACACGGAGGGGAUCUACCGCAAGUCUGGUUCUGCCAACCGCAUGAAGGAGCUCCACCAGCUAAUGGAGACUGACCCCCACGCUGUGUGCCUGGAGGACUACCCCAUCCACACAGUGACGGGGCUGGUCAAACAGUGGCUGAGGGAGCUGCCUGACCCCCUCAUGACCUUCAUUCAUUACAAUGACUUCCUUCGGGCCGUAGAACAUCCUGAAAAGCAAGAACAGCUACAUGCCAUCUACAAAGUGUUGGAACAACUCCCCACCGCAUGCUUCAACACCUUGGAAAGGCUCGUCUUCCAUCUAGUCAGAGUGUCUAAGGAGGAGUCUCACAACCGCAUGUCUCCCAACUCCCUGGCCAUCGUGUUUGCCCCCUGCAUCCUCCGCUGUCCCGACAGCGCCGACCCGCUCAUGAGCAUGAGGGACGUGGCCAAGACCACCACGUGUGUGGAGAUGCUGAUCAACGAGCAGAUCCGAAGCUACAACGAGAAGAUGGAAGAGAUUGAACAGCUGGAGUAUGCCGAGGCUCUGGCCGUCAACCAGCUCAAACUCAAGAGGCAGAACACGCUGCACUGGCAUUUGCCCCUCAGGUUUUCUGCUCCGUACAAAGGAGUGGUGGUGCAUGAGAAAGAGUGCUCUGACCCGACUGUGGUCCCUGGGAACGAUGUUCCGCUGGACUCCGAUACGGAGGCUGAGAAGAACCUGAUGGCGCGCAUCAAGUCCAUCAAACAGGAGAAGGAGGAACUAGCCUACAGACUGCCAGAGCUGGAGCAGCCUGGUUCAGACCAGGAGAACCUGGAUUCUGAGGCGUCGGUGAGCUCUGAGAGCCUGCUGGACGAGCGCUGCCACAACUCUGAGCCCGAAGGUCUAGACAAGCUGUGGUGAAACUGGUGGUGCAUUUAAAGAGGGUGGCGGAGGUCUGCUCUCUAGCAGGCCGAGCUGACCUUGCCCAGAGACCUAAGGCCCCAGGGGACAUUCCUCUCUCUGCAACCUAGUCUCCUCUGGCUCCACCUCCCGGCCACAACGCCAUCGCCCCAUCAUCCUCGGCACAGUAAAGCUGCCGCCGGGCAUCCGCUCGCAGCCCCCCGCUGCGGCCCUCAACCCCUCCUGCCAGCCGUGGCUUCAACCUGAUCAAGAGGCGGAAACAGCCCGCCCGACGCAAAGACGGCACCCAGUCCCUGUACAUCAGUCCAGACAAAGGCCUGUUCCCCUCUCCCACCUCCUCCCUCUCUAGCUCCACACCACAAAGUCUCCAGGCCACCAGCAAGGCCCUCAGACGCUUCUCAGACCCCGACAUCCCCUAUAGUGACCCAGCUUGACACAGACAGGAGGCAGAAUAGAACUCGCUAAGGAACUGGAUAUCUAUGGUGGGCCCCCCUCGGUCCCUCGGUCUUGAGGAGUCUGUUAUUGUCACUGUUGCCAUGGACACGGAUCAUGGAUGUGUGUUUAUAUACUUGUGACUUAUGCCUGGUAAUAACAGGAUGUGUCACCAAGCACUUUUUCUACACUUAAUAUAUUGUUGUAGUUUUUUAAGAGACAAAUUAAAUCAAGUUUGCGCGGCCGCAUGGACUCUAUGGACAAAUGUUUUCUUUUUUAAAUACUUAGUUUUCAUGAGGAAAAACUGCAGGCAAUUGCACAUUUCCAUUCCACGGUCUCCUUAUGAGAAGACCCAAACAGUUUGCUCAAUGUAAAGUCAAUAGUGCCUUGAUUUGCACAUUGUCAGUGUACAAAUUCGUUGGUAAUUUCUACUUUUUAAUAUUCGAUGAGGGGGGUAUGUAUCUUUGUAUGAUACUCUUGUGCUGAUUCAAGGAAAUUGUACCAACUCGAGACAUUCUCGAACGAGGACCAAAACACUUGUGAUCCAGUUAUGGGGCCUUGAACAGCCUUCUCGUGGGAAAUGGAUUAACGCCACGUUCUUCCCUCUCCCACCAUUUCCUCCCUGUAUAGGAACUGCUUUCACUUGUCAAAUGGGAGCAGCACUAGCCACUUUCCUCCUGGAUGAAAACCCGCUAAACCCUGGUCAAGGUCUGCAUGCCAUGUCUUAUAAAUGGACCUUUUUUUUUAGAUUCUACUUUCUGUAGCGUUUCUGCAGCUACAUACAUAUGGCUUCAGUCAACUGUACUGUACCUGCCACUAUGUCAAUUGAAGGGUCAGGAUCACUAUCAACUACAGAGAACCCCUCUUCAAAAGUUGUUUGACAUGUAAUACUAAUGAGUGAUUCCUCACGGAACCAGACUCCAAAAAAACAUGCUUUUGGGGAGUUUUCACGAAUUGUAAUCUAUGGAAUAGUCCUUUGGAGGAAGGAUUGUCAUAUAUUUGACAUUUUGUAUCUAAAAGCAUAAUUUGAGAAAUAAUGAAUCAAAGUUGGCAUAUGUAUGUCAUUUUGGACCUCACAUAAGGCCUCCUUUUGAAGCUCCAUGAUGUUUUAUCUGUAGAUGCUAAAGUAAAGAUUGGUGUCAUAUGAAGCUCUACCUCUACCUCUUGCUCUGUAAUGUGAGUAGUAUUUAAAUUUCAAUAAGACAUUUUUUUACAUUAAUUGAUGAAUAUUGACAAAUUGAAUAUUGAAAAUAUAUAUAUUUUUUUAUUUGGCCUAUUUAUCAAUAUAUUGUUGAACAUACUUUAGUCUACGUGCAUAUCAAAGUUCAAGAGUGGGAUCUCUUAGUUUAAGUUAUGGCCCAUUUUUAUCCAGAGAAAUUGACGUAGUAGGCAUUGUAGCCAAUCACAGCCCUCCUUUUACUUGUAUCAUUGCACAUCCUGAAAAUCACCAGCAGGAAUCUAUUUUCACUUUCACUCUGUUGGUAAUGCUUACAAAUUGGAUCAUAACGCUAAAAGUAACAGACACCCCAGUCUGGAACUUUGAUAUGCCCGCAGAGUAUAUUAUGUUCAACAAUAUAGGUAUCGAUAGCAAUGAUUCUCAUCUAUCAUUGCUUAAUAAUCACUGCUCUAUUGGACAUAACACCUGAAACAUCUCAUUUUUAAAAAGUCUUGUUCGUAUGUUUUUUUUUUAGACCUUUGAGCUAUUGCUCUGGUUAGGAAAUAGUCCAUGGGUUAGCACAGGACGAUAGCCUAGCUCCUUCUGCAUCGCUAGAGCUAAUAGACGCUUGAGGGACCUGUAUUAUGAGUCUAAUGCAUUAUCAAAUGCCUCCUAGCGUGUAGAGGAGAACCAACACAAUCGACCAAGCCAUUGUUAACGUGUUCAAAAUGUGAACCUGAACUGAUCAUUUUGGGUACCUGUCUGGGGUUAUUAGUAGGACCCCAGAGCAAAGCGUUAAAGCUUCAUAUGACACUAAUUGUUGCUUUGUAGCAUCUACAGAUUCAACAUUAUGGAGUGGUAAAGGAAUAAAGACAACAUGUCAAAUAUCCCAGUAAUACUUCUUCCAAUGGAUUACAUUUUGUGGGGGGGUGGGUGUGUCUGGGUUUUGUGAGGAAUCACUGUCCUUCUGACUGCUGUUUGAUGUUGUAUGUCUGUGCCUGCAUACUGAGAAUGCCAAUUUGGAAUGUCUGGGAUUGAAUGGUGUGAAUUGAAUGAUGUGAUGUAAUGAAUAUUAACAGGACAAUACAGUACAUGCUUGUAUCCCAUGAUGUGGUCUUUUAAUUUUUGGGAUUUACCAUUGAUUCACCACUAGGCGGAGACAAUAAGAAACCAGUGUAGUGAAUCUGGAUGUUCAUUAUUGAGAGGUCAACCCAUGUAGUGAGGCAGCUAAUGAUAUAAGCAUCCAAUACAAGUGACUCAAAAACAAAGGUGCUGUAUGGUCUUCCUGAUUUUUAUACCAAUGUAUGUAAGGAAUCCUACUUGUGAUUAUUCUCUCUAAACUAAAAGCAGAAUCUUGUAUCACGAGACUGUGGCACAUUUUGUUUUUGUCUGUCCUUACAGUAUGAGGAAGUUAUCAAAGUGAACUAAGAUAACAGGGACUGUUGAUCAUUUACUCCAACGAUAAAGGCUUGCACUCCCUUUUCCCCGUAUUGCACUGUCUAUAGUUUCCACAACACUGCCUACAGCAAACUUUGAUACUAGCGUACGUGAGAUUUCAUAACUUUUAUAAAACCUUGACCAGCAAGAGUGCCGUUUUAGUAAAUAAGUUUUUAUUCACUUACAAAACAAUGCGCUUUUCACUUGCGCUGCAGCUGCAAUGAAUGAAUAGCCAAGUGUAUCGAUAGCCCUGCAUUUUGUUUGUUUUAAUAUCAUGGAAUAUUUCAAAAUCUCUGGUCAUAGGAACAAUAUUUGUGCAUGAGGCAGAUGUGGAAGCGGUGCGACUUCAGUUAGAGGUGUCCCCUCUGGAGGAAAGAGGCGGACUCUCUGCUGCUCUCCCUCCAGAGACUAAUGCAGUGUUCAAAACUGAUCUCAGAGCGUUCUAGACAACUGAAAAAAACCGAGAUCUGACUGGGAAAUUAGUUUUGAAUGAUCAUCCACUUCGGAAUUCAAAGUUCGUAACUCUGGCAUCUUUCUGACCUGAAGAUCACUGACGUCAUUUGACAGUUUCUUUUGGAGUUCACUUUUGUUUUGAAAGCACCAUGACCAUCAGAUGCAGUUACUAUCAGCCCAGUAAAAUAAAAACUUUAAAUUUAUGCUCAUCUGUGCCUCAAGUGCUACACCAACUGAUCUAUUUUAUCAAAGCUUGUUUUGAAAUAUACGGUCUGAGAAGAACAAUAUUGGCAUGCCAGGCAUAUAGCCAAUGGUGUGAAUGUAUUAGGCUACUGCACAAACAUUCCUACAGAGCUGUUUUUAUAGUUACAUUUAAGUCAUGUUUAUAAAAUAAUGUAGAUCUUGGCUUGCUUUUUGACUAAGGUUGGUGAUCACUGUAAGAAGUACCAACUGCUGUUAGGCUUCGAAUAUAGAGAAUAUGUACUAAACACAUGGACAAGAUCUGACAAGGCCCCAAAAAAGACGCAUUUAAUACAAUUGCACAUGUAUUGAUGCACACAUUGAGGGUGCUUUGAUUUUUACCUCUAGUCAUCUGCUGCAGCAAAGGAACAGACUUGGGGGAGUGACAGUGCUGGGGAGCAUUGUGCCAAAGGACAUUACCACCACCACUCAAACAAGUCACAGUUCAAAUUGUGGAAAUCAAAACAUUUGGGCGGAGCACAUCUGAAAAAGAGGGUGUCAAAGCGUUUAACAGCUCAACUUCUACACUUAGACCAUACAGCAGUGUGACAGUCUUGAUCUGAAAGGUAUCCACCCUGGCAGGCAUUUUGAACAUUAAACCCAUUCAUGCGUUUCACCAAAUAGUGCGCCAGGGAACCACUGUUAAUGUGACAGCAUUGUGUAUUUGGAAGAGCUCCAAACCUAGGGAGGGGUACAUCAAACAGCCCUACUGUAGAAGCUUGAGGAAUGUGUAAAUACUUGACAGAUUUUACAAGGGUCUUUAAUUGUAAAAUCAGAUGCAGUAGUAUUGAGAAAUGUACAAAUCAGGUGACAUAAGUACACUAUGGCUAAAAGAUUAUCCAUGUGUUGAGUCUGCAUAAGUUACCAGGUGGCACUAGAGCAGGGCUCUCCAACCCUGGUCCUGGAGAGCUACAGGAUUUUUGUUGUAACCAACCCUGGUCCUGGAGAGCUACCUUGCUGUGGGUUUGUUGUAACCAACCCUGGUCCUGCUAGUGGCUAACGCUAGACCCGGAUGUUGUGUAGCUGCCAAAACACAAGAUUGUCUUUAUAUUAAAACAGUGGAGUAAAACAAAGUUGCCGGCUAGGCAACAUUCUACAGUAUGUUUCAGGAAGUGAAAGGCACAGGUUAAUGUACUGCAAACUGAUUUUAUUGAGUUUGGUAAUGGUCACAUGAUCCAACGAGAUCUUUCCCAAACAAAGCACAUUCAUUGAGUAGCAGGCAGAUGCAGUAUGUGUGAUAGUUUACACCGUCAGAUGAGAGCUCCAACAUGUGGGGUUGGUUCUCCUCAUAGAAAACCCUGAUGUCACCGUGUUUUGAGCAGAGAACAAGCCCGUUAGUGAACUGAGUCGAGUUCAGCAACACCACAUAGCUCAAAAUAAUCCUACCACAGCACUAGUUUGUCAUUCCAUUAGAAUAUAAAACUGCUCGGCAAGGACAAACUGGCACUUCCUCACUGGCCAACAUUAAGACAAACUCUGGGGGACAAAGCUUCCCCACGCUCCCUUUACUGGGCAUACAUUAUCCAUCUAGGCAUACUAUCCAGACAUUUCCAGAGCAAGACCUUCUGGUUCAUUAGUUCAAGUUAACUGAAUGAAGCAGAAAGUAACUCAAAUGUUUUUGCCUUACGAGUGUCCUGGAUACCAGUUUAGAUUAGGUUCUUAUUCAAAUUCACAAUGCCCUGUCAACACCCUCCAAACACAAGAUUGCAUUA